AUGGCCGAGCCACGCAACCCUGGAUUGUCCUCUGGCCCUCUGAUGAACCCGGGACAGACUGAGUCCAGCUCUCCAGCUGUUGAGAUGGACCCUGUGGAGUACACCCUGAGGAAGCGUCUGCCCCGAAAACUCCCAAAGCGGCGGAACGAUGUCUAUGUCAACAUGAAAACUGACUUCAGGGCCCAGCUGGCGCGCUGCCAGAAGCUUCUGGAAGGUGGAGGCCACAGGGAGAUCUGCGUCCACGGCUUGGGUCUCGCCAUCAACAGGGCCAUCAACAUUGCCCUCCAGCUGCAGGCCAGCAGCCAGGGGGCGCUGCAGCUGGCAGCCAACACCUCCACCGUGGAACUGGUGGACGACUUGGAGCCUGAUGAUCCCGAUGAGGCCGGGGAGCCCAUGACGCGUACACGCAACAACUCAGCCAUUCACAUCAAGGUUUUCUACCCCGACCCUCAGUGA
Menidia menidia (Atlantic silverside) is the source of this 456-nucleotide messenger RNA. The record is from the annotation of a GenBank genome assembly. NCBI's taxonomy places the organism in Eukaryota, Metazoa, Chordata, Actinopteri, Atheriniformes, Atherinopsidae.